AUGCCUAUCACACGCACCAAGCUCAGGGUGCGCGCGAAGAAUGGAACUCUGUACGCGCACGAAGUCCUACUAGAACCCAAGGACGGACGCAUCAUCUUCCGAAAGUCGCCCUUUGGCCUCAAAGACGAGAUUAAGGCCAUGGGUGGAGCUCGCUGGCAUCCCGCGGAUGGCGACGGGGAUAUCAAACGUUGCUGGUCCGUCGAAGACUCACAGCGUAAUCGUUUCCAGCUUGCCUACAUGCAGGGUGAAGACGUCUACGCCUGGUUCGACCGCGAACCGAUUCAGCACGAGUUCCGUGACUACUUCUGCAACGGUGUGCCGGCCACGCCGAUGACCCACCAGUUCGACCUCGCGAACCACGGGCUGACGUACCACUAUGGUAUCUGGGCCGCUGAGAUGGGCGUGGGUAAGACCCUCUCCGCUCAGAUGAUGAUCGAGCACUCGGGCGUCAAGGUGUGGUGGUGGGUCGGUCCGAAGACCUCGCUGCCGAAUAUCCGCCGUGAAUUCAAGAAGUGGGACUUCGAUCCGUCCAUUGAAGUCGAAAUGAUGACCUACGAAUCGGUCGUCCGACGGAUGGAUGAGUACAAGCCUGGGGACCCAAUCCCUCAAGGCGUCAUCGCGGAUGAAUCCAGCCGCUGUAAGGGUGCCACCUCACAACGCACCCGCGCGAUGCAAAUGCUGGCGAACCUGAUUCGCGAGAAGUUCGGCUACGACGGCUACGUCAUUCUCAUGUCUGGUACGCCGAGCCCUAAGACUCCCGUGGACUGGUGGGCACAGGCCGAGAUCGCAUGGCCUGGGUUCUUGAAGGAAGGUUCACCCAAGGCACUCGAAAGCCGGCUAGCGUUCCUGGUGGAUGCAGAAUUCGACUCGGGUGUGUUCAAGAAGCGCAUCGGAUGGAAGGACAACGAAGAAAAGUGCGAAAUCUGCGGCGACUUCCGUGAGGAAGGGGCGCACGAGUUCGACGAGUUGUCCGAGGAAGUGGAGGACAUCCACGACUUCAAACCUUCCAUCAACGAAGUCGCCCUUAUGUAUGAGCGGCUUGAUGGGUUGGCGAUCAUCAGGCACAAGAAAGACUGCUUGAAUCUACCCGAGAAGCGAUACCGACGGGUGAUCUGCAAGCCAUCGGCCAGCGUCAAUCGUGUGGCCAAGGGCAUGAUGCAGGCCGCGCCGAAUACCAUCACCGGGUUGACCUGGCUCCGCGAGUUGAGCGACGGGUUCCAGUACAAGGAUGUGAAGGACGGUACCACGGCUUGCAGCCACUGUGAGAACCACAGUGGUAAGGUCUUCGAGUGGUUCAGCCCCGAGGACGAAGACAAAGUUUAUGGCAACAUCGACGCCUUAGAACCUGAGGUGGUCGAGAAGCUCGAACGUCGCGAGGUGGAGUGUCCACGAUGCCAUGGCAGCGGCGAAAUGCCGAAGAUGGUUCGUGUCUCGCGCGAGGUCCCAUCCCCCAAGGAAAAGGCUCUCAAGCUCGAUCUGAAGCGGUGUGAGGAGACCGGCCGCAUCGUAGUCUUCGCCGGCUUCACAGGCUCGAUCGACCGUGUCACUCGUGUCUGCCUGAAGGAAGGCUGGCACGUCGUCAAAUGUGACGGCCGUGGCUUUCAAACCAUCUCACCCACUGAUGGAACUGUGGCUCAAGGUGGUGACGAGAGUCUGGAGUUUUGGGCGGACACCGAAAAGAACUCCAAGGUCGCCUUUGUGGCCCACCCUGAGUCCGGCGGCAUGUCGCUCACGCUGACUGAAGCCCGCAUGGCCGUCUUCUACAGCAACUCGUUCAAGCCCGAGUAUCGGGUUCAGGCCGAGGACCGUAUCCACAGACCGGGCAUGGACCUCAACAUCGGUUGCGAAAUCGUGGACUACUGCCACCUCGCCACCGACCUACGUGUGCUCGAUGUAAUCACUGAAAACCGCAAACUCGAAAAGAUGACGAUGGGCGACUUCUCGUUGGAGUUGGACAUCAAGGACAACCCCAACGUCACCAUCGAAAACUUAGAGAAGUUAAUGACCCGUAUUACCCCCACCAAAGCCAAGAACAUUAAAGCAGCCUUGGCUGAGACCCAGUGCCGAGAACAAGGCAAGAUUGCCAAGCGAUUCAAAGUAAGUCGCUCAACCGUGAGUGAUAUCGCAACCGGACGCCGGCACAAUGAUAUCCCGUGGCCGGAAGGCUUCAAUCCGCUACCCAACAAGAAAGGUGGACAACGACGCAAAUCCGAAGAGUGGGACCCCACCAACGCCCGUAUCAUGGAGUUGGAGGCGGACUUAGUCCACGUCACGGAAGAGCGAAACCGAGAACGACGAAAGAACAAGGUAGCCGCCAAGAACGUUGGCCUGUUCAAGGCCAUGGUGGGUGAGCUUGACGCCCGAAUUAAGCCGUUCACCCCACCCAAGCUGAGUGUUCCCAAGAAAUCGAAAUCCACGAUUGAAGAGCACCUCGUGCUACACCUCUCCGAUGGUCACCAUGACCAAGUGGUGCGCCCGGAGGAAGUGGGAGGGUUCGAAGAAUACAACUUCAACAUCUCAUGUGCCCGCGCCGAAAACCUCGUGGACACCACGAUCGAGUGGACGCAGAAGACGCUCUCCCCGCAAUUCCACUUUGGCACGCUAUGGGUGCUGGCGUAUGGCGACCACACCAGCGGCGAAAUCCACGGCCAUGCCCAUCGAAGUUACUAUCGGAAUCAGAUCAAGAACUGCCUGGCCAUCGGCCAGCUUCACGCUCUGAUGUUGCGGGACUUUGUCCCGUACUUCGAACAGAUCAACGUGGUCUAUCUACCGGGCAACCACGGGCGGCGAACGGUCAAGAAGGAAUACACAGGACCCCAGAACAACUGGGAUUAUCUCGUAGCUGAGAUCGCCCGGCUGCACUGCUCAAGUAUCCCCAGCAUUCAAUUUAUCAUCCCGGAUUCGUUCCAGGUGAACUUGGAUAUCAACGGGGUUGGCUUCAACCUGUCCCACGGGGAUGACGUGCGCAGCAACGGUGGCAUCCCGUUCUACGCCAUGCAACGCAAGCAGAAGAGCCUGAUGGCUCUCAGUGCGAUGCAACAAGGCCCACCGAUUCGGUACUUCGCUAUGGGACACCACCAUGUGCAUGCCGAACUCCAGGACGGUAACGGUGAACUGAUCGUGAACGGCCCCUGGGUGGGCACCGAUUCGUUCUCCUACAACUCCUUCUCUGGGUACCGGGAGCCGAACCAAUUGCUGCACGGGGUGAACCCCAAGUACGGCAUCACCUGGCGACUGCCAAUCAAGCUGCGACACGACAACGAGAAACAAGGACCAAAGCGAUACCGAAUCGAUGGUGGUCGUGACAUCGGUCCGCUAACCAUCCUGUGA
Cladocopium goreaui is the source of this 3330-nucleotide messenger RNA. NCBI's taxonomy places the organism in Eukaryota, Dinophyceae, Suessiales, Symbiodiniaceae. The record is from the annotation of a GenBank genome assembly.